Capsella rubella is the source of this 2907-nucleotide messenger RNA. RefSeq names its product serine/threonine-protein kinase ATM. The record is from RefSeq and is a predicted model, not a curated record. The coding region runs from base 212 to 2686 and encodes 824 amino acids. The transcript is spliced from 2 exons. NCBI's taxonomy places the organism in Eukaryota, Viridiplantae, Streptophyta, Magnoliopsida, Brassicales, Brassicaceae.
AACGAAGACGACGAAGACCCCGUACGCUACAUUUUACACUUCUCUCUCUUUCUUUCUCUUUGUCACACACUUCACUCACCUCUCACACAAUUUCAGUUGCGCUUCUACAGGACUCACAUUGCUUGACCUCACCUGUGUGAACACAAAGAGAAAAAAAAAAACAUUUGAUCCAACGAAAAUUUUGAAAUUUCUUUUAUUUCUCCUCCCAGUGAUGAAAUCUCAAAACCCAGAUAAGAAAACCCUAAGAGGAGCAUUUAGUCAGGAAUCUAGUCUAGUGGGUUCAGGUUCUGGAGAUUUGGUUGUGGAUGGUUUGAAAUGCGAUGGGAAAGGUCCGGUUAAGGAGGCGUUAAUGGAAGAGGAAGACGAAGGUGGUGAUAAAGUGAGGAAGAUUGAAGUCUCUGGAGGGAAUAUAUCACUUGUUGUUGAUUUUAGUGGUUCUGUAACUGGUAUUUGUUCUCAAAGUGUCUUUGAAUCUAAUGGUACGAAUGAGAGACUGGUUAAAAGAAAUGGGUACAGAGAGGAUCAAACUCAGGAGUUUCUGGUUGGGAAUCUUGUCUGGGUGAUGAAUAAAUACAAGAAAUGGUGGCCAGGAGAAGUGGUUGAUUUCAAAGCUGAUGCAAAGGAGAGUUUUAUGGUUAGGUACAUUGGUCAGAGCCAUCUUGUUUCAUGGUUUGCAUCUUCGAAGUUGAAGCCUUUCAAGGAGAGCUUUGAGCAAGUAUUGAAUCAAAGAAACGAUGUAGGGUUUUUCGCUGCUGUAGAGAAAGCUAUGUCCUUGUUGAGCAACUCGUUAAAACUUGAUAUGACUUGUUCUUGCAUUGCUGAUGGCAAUGCAAUAGUUUCAGCCCAAAAUGUACCAACUCGGAAGAACAAGCCUUUGAUACUGCGUGAAUUCGCUGUCGAUCGGUUGGAACCCAAAGAGUUUGUCACUCAGCUGAAGGAUAUUGCGAAAUGUGUGUUGAAUGCUGGGGUACUUGAGUCUACAGUUAUGCAGUGUCGGCUAUCGGCUUUUUAUACUCUCUUUGGGCACAAGCAGAUACCAAUGAGCCAGCUACACGAAAAUGAGGGUAGGAAAAGUUUCACUGCUAAGAUGAAUGAUAGUCAGUUCGCUGGUUCUCCAUCAGUUGUUGCAGGUAAUAGCAGAAAGAGGUUUCGGAAAGAUUGGUUUAGGAAGUUUGUAAGUGAGGUUGACAAUGUGUCUGCUAGAGACCAUCUAGUAAAUGUGCCUUCUUCUGAUUUGAUAUCUAAACUCAAGCUGCUUGCUGUGGACCAGAAUUGUUCACAAGAGACCGAAAAGUUUGGUCUCUUUGAGUGGUUCUUCUCCAAAUUCAGAAUUUCUGUGUUUCAUGAUGAAAAUGCUUACAAGAUGCAGUUGGCUAACAUGGCUGGUUUCAAGGAUUUGAUGUUAGCUAGAAAUGCAAAUCGUGGUACUCAUCAGAAAACUUCAAACUCGAAGAAAAUAGGGAAGUCAAAGAUCGAGCUUUUCAGUGGUGUUUCAGUUGCUGAUACUGAGAAGAAGACCUUCGAGUCGCAGAUAUCAGAGAAGUUAGAGGUCGUUUCUCUUAAUUGUGCUUCAACUCCAGAUAAUGAGCACCAGGCCUCAAAGACGAAGAAUUCAGGGAAGACAAAGAUCAAUCAUAUCAUUGGUCACUCAGAUUUGUCUAGUUCUGUUGUUAAUGAGCCGUUUUCGAAAGAUUUCCAAGAUACACCAUUGGUUCAAUUUCCAGACGGGAAAGCUACUACAGGAGACACACUCAGCCGACCCGCUGCUACACUUGUACCUGACCUGAACAGCGGAGGUAAUGCUUUAGGUAAUGCAGAAUAUGAGCAUUUGCAAAGACCUGAGAUGUUAAUGCCGCCCAAUGUCUACCCACAAGAGGAGAAGACACCAAGAUCUAUGAUCCUCAACUUUCAGGUGACAGCUCCGUGUUCAACUCAUGGAGUCUCAGGAACUCAGUUUGUUUCUAGUCUGCCAGAUUCAGAAAGAUUCUUUACGAGUGCAGACCUUUUCACUGGUUCAGUGAAGAAAAAGAGAGGAAGGAAGAGGAAGAAUGCAGAAGAGCUUCCAAUAGUUGCACAUGCCAGUACUGGUAUCCCUGAUUUAAAUGGAAUGAUUACAGAGCCAACUUCGGUUAUGCCUCAAGUUGAGCCUCCACAGCGCAGAAGACGUCGGAGAAAAGAGGGGAUACCUAAUGGAGUAACUAGAGGAAUCACAAUCCUCUUCUUAAAAUUUUCCUCCCAAGUGUCAAUGCCUUCAAGAGACGACCUAACCUCGACAUUUUCUGCGUUUGGUCCUUUGGAUUCUUCUGAAACACACGUUUCAGAAGGACUUAAUGGUGCACAGGUUGCCUUUGUGAGUAGUGCCGAUGCGAUAGAAGCAGUUAAAAGCUUAGAGAAAGCUAACCCAUAUGGUGAAACCUUAUUGAGUUUCAAGUUACAGCAGAAAUUGAUAACCGUUCAAAGAAACAUAGCCCCGCGAAUGCCGGUAAUCUCACAUGUUAGUCCCAUACCGAAACCGAACAGUAUACCGACGAGUGUGGAGUCAAUGAGGCAGAAUCUGUUGAUGAUGACAGCGAUGCUGGAGAAUUCCGGGGAUAGUUUAUCAAGAGAGACUAAGGCAAAGCUGAAAAGCGAGAUCACGGGGCUUUUGGAAAAGGUUAGUUCUAUGCCGAGCUCUUCUUCUUCCUGAACAAUCCCUAACAUACGUCAAUGUGAUUCUCUCAGGCUUUCUAUUGUACCAUGUGUUGUAACUUUUGUAUCCCAUCAUAUGAAUUGGGUUCCUGUGUGUUUCAGUCUUUAGUUUGACGGUAGUUCUAGACUAAGAUUAGAUAAUAGAAGAUAUUGGCAAUAUUCUAAUAACUUCUUCAGCUUUUUCGUUGAUAGCGUUUAUAAUCUCCACCCUUCAGCUCA